This is a messenger RNA of Drosophila biarmipes, 3534 nucleotides long. RefSeq lists its product as uncharacterized. The coding region runs from base 1 to 3534 and encodes 1177 amino acids. NCBI's taxonomy places the organism in Eukaryota, Metazoa, Arthropoda, Insecta, Diptera, Drosophilidae. The record is from RefSeq and is a predicted model, not a curated record. The transcript has 8 exons.
AUGAAUGCACUGUACGGAAUCGAGCCACUGUCCAAGGAGAUCGCGGUGGACCUUAGGAAUUUGUUAAACCUGGCAAAUCUGCCUAUCAGCACAACACAGGCCUGGGAACAUUCCCUGGGCAACAACGUGGAAAUCCCCACCUUCACAAAACUGGUGAUGUUUCUGCACAAUCGAUUGGUCAGCAUCGACCUAAUUGAGAGUAGGAAACCAGCCGUUCCAGUUAGAUCAUCUAUACAAUCGACCAACCAUCGCCAGACAACCAGACCAUCGGGAAACUCCACUGUUAGGGGACACAGCUUCCACAGUACUCUUGAGUCUGGAUCCAUCAGGUGCUCGCUCUGCCAACAGAAUCACGUUCUAAGACGGUGCCCGGACUUCCUUGCCAAGGAUUGUUUCGCGCGAAAGGUUAUAGUCGACCGCUCAAAGGCAUGCAUCAAUUUCCUUAGUGCUUCCCAUUCUCUCAGUCAAUGCAGCAGCAACCGAAACUGCUCCCAAUGUGGUCAACGGCACCACACUUUGUUACAAUUCCCGAAUGCUCAACAAAGUCCUUCAUUGACUCCUGGAGUAUCCCGACAGCAUACUUCAGACUCUGGUCGGAGCGCAGACUCUUCAACUCUUCAACUCUUCAGCGCAGUUGCCUCCCAUCUGAACUCAACGACCCUUCUUGCUACUGCACUGGUUCGGAUCGUAAAUAACUCCACUGGGCAGUCAGCUUUAGUUCGAGCUCUCAUCGACCAUGGUUCGGAAGGCACCCUUAUCACAGAAAACAUCGUUCAAGCGCUUAGACUCAAACGGCAUCCUGUUCGAGCUGAAAUCACGGGAAUUGGUAAUACGUCGCAUAAUCAGUGCAGGCACAGCACCGACUUCACCAUAAUCUCAUGUUCAGGAUCUGAUUUUAACGCCUACGUAUCCUCAGCCUUCAUCCUUCGGUCGCUAACAGAUCCUAAUUUCAUCAAGUCGGGUCGCAUUGACCUAUUUAUCGGUGUCGACAUUAUCCCGCAAUUAAUGCUUCCGGACAUACGUAAGGGGACGCUGGCAGAACCAAUUGCACAAAACACACAGCUGGGCUGGAUAGUUUUUGGACCAGCUGAAGCAGCCCAGACGACAUCAAUCUCCAUCCGUUGUAAUUUGGCAAACCUAAACAACACGGUGAUCGGCCGGUCAAGGCAAAUCGCAUUAAACCGUUUUCACGCCCUGGAAAGGAAACUUAAUCAUCGGCCAGAUUUCAGUCAAAAGUAUGUCAGCACUAUUCAAGAGUACUUCGAUCUCAAGCAGAUAAAAGAGGUAAAAGGUAGUGAGGAAGAACACACUAGGAUCAACGCUCAAAGGCAACUCUCAAUCUCUGCGUGCACCGUUCCACAUCAUGCUGUGAUCAAAGACGACAGUUUAACUACAAAAAUGCGCGUCGUAUACGACGCUUCGUGCAAAACAUCUAACGGGAGGUCUUUGAAUGAUAUUUUAUGCACGGGUCCCGCCCUACAAAACGAUCUUGGAGGAGCUAUACUCAACUGGCGUUUUCAUCGGUAUGUCUUCGUGGCCGAUAUAACGAAAAUGUAUCGCUGCAUAGAUAUGCAUGAUGAAGAUGCCCAGUAUCAGCGAAUUUUAUGGCGCGAUGAAAAGGGACUCAUCAAGGAAUAUUUUUCGACUACAGUAACGUUUGGCACUGCCUCGGCACCCUUCACGGCGAUUCGAGUCAUACAUCAGAUUGCGUCCGACGAGCGUGAACGCUAUCCUCUGGCCGAGCAUGUCCUUAAAAAGGAAAUCUAUGUGGAUGAUGUUCAAACCGGACACGAGACCAUCGACGAAGCUCUAAAAAUUCGCAAUGAUGUCAUCGCAGCUCUGCAAUCAGCAGGCAUGGAGCUCAAGAAGUGGGCAUCCAACCAUCCAGAUAUCUUAGAAAGCAUCCCAACUACAGAUCUCUCUAACAGUAGCAUUUUUGAGAUAGACAAUAACGACUCCAUUAAAACUUUAGGGUUGUAUUGGCAUCCAAACAAAGAUGGUUUUGGUUUUAAUCUUAAGUUUCCUCUCAAUCCUAUAUUCACCAAACGUUCUAUACUAUCCACAGUAGCACGCUUAUUCGAUCCGUUGGGAUACCUGGCACCAGUGAUCAUCGCUGCAAAAAUCCUGUUGAAGGAAGUUUGGAGUUUUCGUAUCGAGCGCAAGGAUGAGCCCCCCGCAUUAUUAGAUUGGGACGACCCAUUGCAAGAUCAACUCGCCGAGCGGUGGCGACAGCUCAUUCAAGAGCUCCCCGACAUUGAAGAGAUCCACAUCCCUCGAGUUGACUUAUCCGGAGCCCUGCUGUGUACACAAUUAGCCGAUUGGAUUGUCAAUCAACUUCAAGCAUCACAUCACACCAUAUCCGUACACUACUGGUCGGAUGCAAUGAUAGUGCUGUAUUGGAUCAACGGUGACCCUAGGCGUUGGAAGACAUUUGUGUCGAAUCGAAUUGGAGCAAUCCUGGAGGCAAGCUCGCCAUCGCAGUGGAGACAUGUUCUUACGCAAGAAAACCCAGCAGAUUGUGCUACACGCGGACUCACCCCUUCCCAGCUGAAACACCACACGCUUUGGUGGAACGGACCACAUUGGCUGCAGCUUUCAGAGGAGCAUUGGCCAGUCAAUCCAGUUCAGUCCCCAAAAUCAGAACUUAUUUCAGGAGAGCAAUCCUUAAAGCACAUCGGAGCCCACAUUUCCUACGUCAAACGAUUCAUUUAUAAUACUCGUCACAAAAAAGCGGAUAGACUCACCGGUCCUAUUCAGGUAUCUGAAUUUCAACAGGCUUUGUUCGCACUGGUGAGGAUGGUUCAACAAGAAGUCUAUUCGGAAGAAUUAUCAAGACUACGAUCCAACAAAUUUCUAUCCAAACACAACAAACUCAGCCAGCUAUCACCGUUUCUAGACGAUGAGGGGCUCAUAAGAGUUAAAGGUAGACUUAAAAAUGCUUUGCAGCUCUCCAUAUCUCAACGCACACCAAUAAUUCUUCCAAAGGCCCACCACCUGACGAUUUUGGUUAUAAGGAACGCUCAUCACAACACCUUACAUGGCGGUGUGCAACUAACUUUAUCUACAAUUCAUCAGGUUUUCUGGAUCGUCAACGAGUUCCUGAAUGGUCAAAGGAUGUUUCACCUCUUUUGGAAAAAAUGGAGUGCAGAUUGGCUAUCUCAUCUGCAGGCGCGCCCCAAGUGGCGCCACGAAACUGACAAUCUUCAGCGUAACGACAUGAUCAUCAUCAAGGAUGAUCGAACUGGUCCUUCUGACUGGAAAUUAGGGCGAAUCAUCGACUUACAUCCUGAGGCCGAUGGGCUCGUUCGAGUAGCUACAAUUAAGACCUCAACGGUUAUUUACAAGAGCGCUGCAACGAAUUGCCUACGCCUGCGUACAGGCGCCGGAGAGGAUUUACCCGAAAAUGGUCUUCUGGACCGGCAGUCCCUCGUCGACCUUGUGGAAGCCCGGCUGGAUCACAUUCGGUUAGACGUCCGCGCCCAGGAUCAAGGAGAUGGUGGAUGGUCGUUGGAUCCGCUCAUCCGCGAGCGUUAG